This is a messenger RNA of Siniperca chuatsi (mandarin fish), 2022 nucleotides long. It is a transcript of the gene mims2, whose product is annotated as family with sequence similarity 210 member B. The record is from RefSeq and is a predicted model, not a curated record. NCBI's taxonomy places the organism in Eukaryota, Metazoa, Chordata, Actinopteri, Centrarchiformes, Sinipercidae. Gene Ontology annotation, cellular component: mitochondrion. The transcript is spliced from 3 exons. The coding region runs from base 157 to 1125 and encodes 322 amino acids.
AUUGGCUGUCGGUGAUAAUCGGUCAACAAGAGGACCGGAGGGAGGCAGGAGGGCACAGUGCAGCACGUUAACAGCUACUUACACUCCUAAUUAGUUGUCCUAAGCGAUUUACUCGCUUUCUUUAUUUGAGACACUAAGCUCGUUUCGGGGCGGACAAUGUCUUUGUGUCGCACGGGGAGACUGUCUACAGCGGCUCUGGAUCAGGUUUUCAAGGCAACUGCCUCGUUUCUAGUGCAAGUUAAAGCGAACAGACUGAGGGACGUCACUUUGACAUUACGCAAGGGCCACACGUUUCAGCUGUACCGGUGUUUCUGUGUUUCCGUCGGGGUUGUCGAUUCAACUCUUGUGCAACUGAGGAAACAACAACAACAACAACAACAACAACGGGACCUGCAACCCGCCCAGAACUGGGACCCAUCGUCUGGUUUUGUAUCCACGGACUGGGGACACUUGGACCGGGGGGCUGCUAUAGCUGUUAGUCUCUCCAAAAGCGUGCAUAUAGCAGGCGGUAAUUUAGAUAUUGCCAGGCAGCCGCUCGUUCACGCGAGCAGGCGCUACAGCAGCAGAGGAGAGGCGGGUAAUGUGUUGUUUACAGGUAGCGGGGGGGUUAACAGUGCACGGUGCUCCGCCAGGACCAUGCAGACCAGAGCCGCAGCCACGAAGAAGAGCGACGCCGGCGAGGGCCAGACGGCUGACAACAACAACAACACGGGGGAGGAGCAGAAUUUAAAGCAGUUCUCUUCCACAUCUUCAUCUGCCGCGAAGGCCCCGGAGGAGCCAGAGGGAGGAAAACCCAACAAGACCCAGCAGCUAAAAAAAGUCUUUAAGGAGUAUGGAGCUGUGGGAGUUUCCUUUCACAUCGGGAUCUCCCUCAUGUCCCUGGGAAUGUUCUAUCUCCUUAUAUCCAGUGGGAUCGAUAUGGCGUCCAUGCUGUGCAAACUGGGCUUCAGCGAGACAGUCGUUCAGUCUAAAAUGGCAGCAGGAACGAGUACGUUCGUCUUGGCCUACGCCAUCCACAAGCUCUUCGCUCCUGUUCGCAUCAGCAUCACGCUGGUGUCCGUGCCUCUAAUCGUGCGCUACUUCAGAAAAACUGGUCUCUUUAAACCACCCACUCCUGCACCCUGAUGACCCUUACCUCUGCUGCCUCAUCAAGCAACAAACAUCUUGACUGUUAAUUGCCAUAAUUAAAUAUAUAUAUAUAUAUAUAUAUAUAUAUAUAUAUACACAAACACACACACACACACUUACUCAUUUGCCUUCAUCUAGAAAUGCCUCAUCUUUUCUCAGUUGUUGUUGUGAAUUCAGGUGAAACGUUUCCUACAUUAGUUCCAGUAACAGAAUCAAAGUGUUAAAUUGUGUUACUGUAGGAUUAGAAGUCUAAAGUGUUACGGCUCUCCAAAAAACAAGUGUAUUUGGAAUGUGUGCAUUCCAAAAACGAAGGCUGUUUGUUUGUCAAUAUUUAUUUACAAUCAGAAGAAUCAGGGAUUUUAAGUUCUAGUCCUAAGCUCUUUCAGUAGGCAGGUUUGUCUCUUAAUGCUGUGAAGGUUCCCUGUGGGUCAAGAAGUGGAAAAAGCUGAUCUCUCCUCCACUGUUCCCUGUUAGCUGACUAGGGCAUGUUCUGGUGUUGUAUGAAUCAGCAGAAUAAUUCAGGUUCUCUCUGUCCCUUAACUCUCUCUCCCUGUCUAUCCUUUUCUCUCCUUACUUAGCUCAGACUCUCAUGCCUACACUCUGUUUUUAUUUUCUGCUGUUUUGCUUCCCUCCUAUUUUUCUUCUCAGCAUCUCUCGUGGCAUCCAUUUUAUUCCCCUUAAAUCCCUUUGCGGUUCCUCUCCUCCCUUUUUGUCUGUCUUCUCUCCCUCUUGUUCUUUUUGCAAAUGACACUGCCCAAGAACAUUAAUCUCGAGUGAGUGAAGCUGAUUAUAGUUCAUUGCGAGUUUUGGAUGAAGAAUGUUGGUUUGUGAUUGUUUUGUUUUUUUCUGAUUUAAUGGACUGUAUUUAAUUAUUAAAAGUGAUGUUCUCCUUUA